Molecule: messenger RNA, 1132 nt
Organism: Cyclopterus lumpus (lumpfish)
Lineage: Eukaryota; Metazoa; Chordata; Actinopteri; Perciformes; Cyclopteridae
Product: solute carrier family 49 member A3-like
Exons: 9
Coding region: 17-1132 (371 amino acids)
Cellular component (GO): membrane
Source: RefSeq, a predicted model, not a curated record
UACUCUGCAUGUACUCAUGGAGGAUGGUGCCGCAGAGAGUAAGACGGGUUCUUCCUCGGUUUCUUCCUCCGAGGCUCCGAGGACCCCGAACACGGAGCUGAAGAAACUUCUGCUGUUCAAGGUCUACAAGAGGAGGUGGUUCGUCCUGCUCGUUCUGUGUCUGUUGAACUGCUCCAACGCCACGUUAUGGCUGACCUUUGCACCAGUAGCGGACCGGUCUGCCAAGUUCCUGGGGGUCAGUCUGGAGAAGAUCAACUGGUUGUCAGUGGUCUACAUGGUGGUGGCCAUACCGCUCAGCUUUGGGUCCACGUGGAUGCUGGACACCCUCGGGCUGCCACGGAUCUGUCUGAUUUUGGGGGCGUGGCUAAACAUGUUCGGGGCCCUGCUGCGCUUCAUCGGGGCGUCCGUGUACCCGGAGGGCCCGGGAUUCACAGCCAAGUACCUGUUGGUGAUGUCGGGUCAGACCCUCGGGGCCAUGGCUCAGCCUCUCUUCAUUUUCACCCCCACCAAGGUGGCGGCUCACUGGUUCCCUGACCACCAGCGCGCCACCGCAAACAUCGCCUCCAUGUCCGGAUUGGAAGGGUUCGUAGAGAUUAUGGAGAUUGAGGUUUUUCUGCUGCAGCACCAGAGAACUGCCGUAGCUGUCGUCUGCUCCCUUUUUGGUUUUUUCGGGUUCUCCAUAUACCCGGUAGCUAUGGAGCUGUCGGUGGAGUGUUCGUAUCCCGUUGGGGAAGCAACGUCAGCCGGACUCCUCUUCGUAUCGGGACAGAUUCAGUCCGUCCUCUUCAUCGUCCUCCUUCAGUCUCUCACUAAACGCCUCACGGACUCUCCGCUGUCGACCUGCGGGGACAUCGUCCUGAGCUGGAAGGUGCCGCUGAUGUUGAUGGCCGGGCUGUGCACCUUCUUCAGCUGCUGCUUCGUGAUCUUCUUCAACACGCGAUACCGGCGGCUGGAGGCCGAGGAGCAGGCGGUGUACGGGACCAAACCGAGAGCCGCCUCGACGGGCUCCAAGGACGCUCCAAGCGUGCAAGGCGUGAAACGAGACAGACAGCUCUGUGGCAAAUACAUCUGUGCGUUUAGCCCCUCAGAGUGUCACAUACAGCUUGCUGAUAAAACCUUCUGCCAGGUCUAA